AUGGCAACCGUUGAAGUGACCCAGAGUGGACUUCCUUCCUUCAACUGGACUCCACGAGGAACUGGAGCUUUGGUAUCAGCAGCGGCCCCUUGUGCCCAUCUGCCUCCUUGGGGAGGGCAGAUGAAUUUGGAUUUACUCAGGGACGGCUUUGGGGACAAGCCCCUUUUGUACUGUCUGAUUGCAGAAGUACACAAUCAUCAAAAACCAUCAGGUAAAGUGACUGUUGGAUUUGCCAUGUACUACUUCACAUACGACCCCUGGAUUGGCAAGUUACUUUACCUAGAGGACUUCUAUAUCAUACAAGCUUACCGAGGUCUAGGUAUUGGAGCCGAAAUGCUGAAGAGGCUAAGUCAGAUAGCCAUCAGAAGCCAGUGUAACUGCAUGCACUUUCUUGUCGUCAUUUGGAACCAGGCUUCUAUCGAGUACUACACUCGUCGAGGGGCUUUAGACCUUUAUUCCGAGGAGGGCUGGCAUCUGUUCAGGUUUAACAGAGAAGAACUCAUGGACAUGGCAGGGGAAGAGUGA
Budorcas taxicolor (takin) is the source of this 525-nucleotide messenger RNA. It is a transcript of the gene SATL1, whose product is annotated as spermidine/spermine N1-acetyl transferase like 1. The transcript is spliced from 5 exons. The coding region runs from base 1 to 525 and encodes 174 amino acids. Gene Ontology annotation, cellular component: cytosol. Lineage: Eukaryota; Metazoa; Chordata; Mammalia; Artiodactyla; Bovidae. Gene Ontology annotation, molecular function: N-acetyltransferase activity. The record is from RefSeq and is a predicted model, not a curated record.